CCCAAAAACCAAACAGACAUUUAUAUAUUUGAAGGAGGAUGGCGUCGAAGUUGGUGGAGUUGCAGGCGAAAGCAGUGAAGCAUGGAGGGUUAUACUACAAGCAGCUGUUGGAUCAAAAUAAACAACAUAUUCAGCAUCCACCCACCAUAGAAACAUGCCAACUAUUAGCCAAACAACUCCUUUACACUCGUCUUGCCAGUAUCCCUCACCGUCGAGAGGCAUUUUGGAAAGAACUAGAGUCACUCAAGCAAGCAGCGAUGAGGCGGCCGGAGAUGAACAUAGAGAAAGCUGGCAUCAUUGCGCUGUUUGGGGUCGAGUGCUUUGCUUGGUUCUAUGGCGGCGAGGUCAUUGGCAGAGGAUUUACAUUCACAGGUUACUACUAUGUAUAACCAUAUCAAAAUCUCUCCUUCACAACUUAAAACUUGUUGGGUUUAAUCACAUUUGGUUUUUCACUCUAUUUACCUAUCACGAUAUAUACGU
Carica papaya (papaya) is the source of this 480-nucleotide messenger RNA. RefSeq lists its product as uncharacterized. The record is from RefSeq and is a predicted model, not a curated record. Gene Ontology annotation, biological process: proton motive force-driven ATP synthesis. NCBI's taxonomy places the organism in Eukaryota, Viridiplantae, Streptophyta, Magnoliopsida, Brassicales, Caricaceae. Gene Ontology annotation, molecular function: proton transmembrane transporter activity.